AAUCUUGUUUGUUCUGUUAUAGGGCAGGUGUCCAUAUUAUGUUACAGGGUUGAUUGUUAGUGUUUCAAACAAUUUUUCGUUCGAUUUGAUUUAUUGAUGGCUAGGGCCCCAGCUAUAGGUAUUGAUUUAGGAACAACCUACUCCCGUGUAGGAGUUUUCCAACAUGGCAAAGUUGAAAUUAUUGCCAACGAUCAAGGUAAUAGAACUACACCAUCAUAUGUUGCCUUCACAGACGCAGAAUGUCUCAUUGGAGAUGCUGCCAAAAACCAGGUAGCCAUAAACCCUAAUAACACAAUAUUUGAUGCUAAACGUCUUAUUGGACGUCGCUUUGAUGACAGUUCUGUACAGUCUAACAUGAAGCACUGGCCAUUUGAAGUAGUAAAUUAUGCCGAUACACCACAAUUUAAAGUUACCUACAAGGGCGAAGAGAAAUCCUUCUAUCCAGAAGAAGUCAUUGCCAUGGUCCUUACAAAAAUGAAGGAAAUAGCAGAAGCAUACCUAGGGAAGAAAGUCAGCAAUGCUGUCAUCACAGUACCUGCUUGUUUCAAUGAGUCACAACGUCAAGGUAUUAAAUGGGCUGCAACCAUUGCUGGACUUCAGGUUCUACGCAUUAUUAGUGAGCCAGUUGUUGCUGCCAUUGCCUAUGGUUUUGACAAAAGGGGACAAGGUGAAAGAAAUGUCCUAAUUUUCGAUCUGGGUGGUGGUACCACUAAUGUAUCGAUUUUAACCAUUGAAGAUGGAAUCUUUGAAGUCCGAUCAAUCGCUGGAGACAAUAAUUUGGGAGGUGAAGACUUCGAUAACAGAAUGGUCAACUACUUCAUCGAAGAAUUCAGGGGAAAAUACAAAAAAAAUCUCACCACAAACAAACGUGCCCUUUGUCGUUUAAGAACAAGCUGUGUAAGAGCUAAGCGAACUCUUUCCUCAUUGAACCACGCUACCAUUGAAAUUGAUUCUCUAUUUGAGGGUAUUGACUUCUACACCUCAAUUACCAGAGCUAAAUUUGAAGAACUUAAUGCUGAUUUGUUCAAAUCCACUAUGAAACCGGUAGAAAGGGCCAUCAAGGAUGCCAACAUGGACAUAUCACAAGUGCACGAUAUUGUAUUGGUUGGUGGAUCUACCAGUAUUCCAAAGGUACAAAAUCUUUUGCAAGAUUUCUUUAAUUGUAAAAAAUUGAAAAAGUCAAUUAUUCCUGAUGAAGCAGUUGCUUAUGGUGCAGCCAUCCAGGCUGCUAUCUUACACGGCGAUAAGUCUGAGGAAGUACAAGAUUUAUUGUUGCUCGAUGUCACUUCAUUGUCACUGGGUAUUGAAACUGCUGGAGGUGUUAUGACUGGCAUUGUCAAACGGAACACCACUAGUCCCACCAAGCAAACUCAGACGUUCACUACUUGCUCUGACAACCAAUCCGGAGUACUUAUUCAGGUAUAUGAAGGUGAACAUGCCCUGACCAAGGACAACAAUCUCUUAUGUAAACUCGAACUUACCGGCAUCCCUCCAGCGCCUCGAGGUGUCCCUCAGAUCGAAGUAACCUUUGACAUUGAUGCCAAUAGUAUCUUGAACGUCGGAGUUAUUGAAAAAUCGACUAACAAAGAAAACAAGUGUACCAUCAACACUCAUAAAGGUCGUCUCCAUAUAGAAUACAUUGAAAGAAUCAAGAGCAUCAUGGAAUAUGGCAAGAUCAGCGAAAACGACAAAAACACCAUUAUGGAGAAAUGUAAUGAGGUUGCUAUUUGCUUGGAUGUAAAUCAAUUUGCUGAGAAAGACACAUUUGAACACAAAGAAAAUAGCUCGCAAGCACCUACAACCUCAUCAUCACCAAGUUGUACCAAUUUGCCGGUAGAGGUCCAAGAGCUGCAGACGUUGCCCGAGUUCCUGGACCAAUCAUUGAAGAAAGGAAACGUAUUCAUGAUGGCAGUGGUACAUAAACACCAUCCCGAUACUCAAUUAGAUCAGGUUCAAGCAGACCUGAUCAUCAGCAAACUGGAACGAGCAGUGGAUGAGGCUCCUAUUAUAAGUCAGAAUCGCCAAGUUCUUUUGCAGUUCCACAAAAUAUUGUUUAUCGCAGGGACCCUGUGGAUGACCUGUGCUAAUGCGUACACAAAAAAAUGGACUACUGAGGUGGUGAGGACUAUGGAGGACUUGUGGGAGGGAGCAGAAUUAAAUGUGGUCGACCGCAAUAACAUGUCUAAGCAACCCAUGGUCCUCACCCGCAUCCCCGACAAAAAGGCUGAUGAAGCAACUAUCAGGACCCGUCUAAGAAAACAAAAUCAAUACCUAAAGACAAAAGAUUGGUUGUUGGAAGAACGGAAAAUCGAGGAGGACGUGCAAAUCCUAGUCUACACGAUCGACGAGGUCUCUUAUAAAGCAUUGAUGGCUGCUCAUUUCAAUGCAUAUUACAAACUUGGAAAGGUAUCGUUCACAACCAUCAGAGGUCUAGAUGGUUCCAAUCAGAGUCCUGCAGGCACACCUCCAGCAUAAUAAGGCAGCUUAAAAAUUAGUUUUAAAAUUUCGUAGUAUUAGUUCAUUUUCAUGACAGUCAGAGUUCUAUAUUUACACCAAAUAAAAUGGCGUUGAUAGACUUUGUAAAUACUAAUCUUUCCAUGUGUAAAUAAAUACAUUUAAAAUGGGACGUCAUAGGAAUCAGUGAAGUAAGACGGAAAAAUGAGCUAUUGGAAUUAGCGUCAGGAAACGCAUUCUACUGCCGAGACACAACAACAGUAACAUAAAUAAAGCAUUAAAUAACAAUAAAAGUCAUUUCAAGUAUUUAAUUGGUGACUUUAAUAUCAAAGUGGGAAAGAGAAACUACAAGUAACGAGUCGUGGGAAAGUAUGGAGUCGGUGGUAGAAAUGAGAGGGGAUAAAGGCUGGUUCAGUUUGGACUCUACCAAAGUAUACCUACCAAUUGCAAAUACAUUGUUAAAGAAAAAAUCAAACAGGACUUGGGUAGCUACAAAUGGAAUCAACAAGAACGAAAUUGACUUCAUUCUAACCAACAAGAUGUCAGUGUAAUAAAUAAAUAAAUUUCAAACAGGCAGCUACCAUAGACUAAUCAGAGCAAAAAUUGUUCUGGAUCUGAAACUAGAAAGAAUAAAAUUAAUUAAAAUACCAAGAGUAACCGACAUAAAUAUUAACAAUCUAAAAGAAAACUCAGAUCACUACCAAAGGAGGAAUAAUGAAAGAAUACAUGACCAAAUCGACAGCUCCAAUUAAUGGAAAUCAUCCUUGAUAGUGCCAAAAAAAUCGAAGGCCCGUAACAACAAAACCAACAUAGUAAACUGUCUGAUAAAACUAAAAUAUUGCUAAAACAAAGUAGGGAAAUGAAAGUAGGCAGCAACAUACAGAGAAUACAAUUUACAGAACUUUGCAAGACAAUAAAGAAAGUAGU
Molecule: messenger RNA, 3381 nt
Organism: Diabrotica balteata
Lineage: Eukaryota; Metazoa; Arthropoda; Insecta; Coleoptera; Chrysomelidae
Source: the annotation of a GenBank genome assembly